This is a messenger RNA of Chrysemys picta bellii (western painted turtle), 1610 nucleotides long. RefSeq names its product coenzyme Q3, methyltransferase (gene COQ3). Gene Ontology annotation, biological process: ubiquinone biosynthetic process. The record is from RefSeq and is a predicted model, not a curated record. Lineage: Eukaryota; Metazoa; Chordata; Testudines; Emydidae. Gene Ontology annotation, molecular function: 2-methoxy-6-polyprenyl-1,4-benzoquinol methyltransferase activity. Gene Ontology annotation, cellular component: mitochondrion.
GAUCUGCUCACCCUACCUAGCCCGGAACUGUGCGGCGGCGGCGGGAGGCGGGUCCCGCUAAGGGCGGAGCUCGGCGGCAGCGCUCUGCCUGGGGCAAUGUGGGGCUGCGGCGGGCUGAGCAGAGCAGCCCGGGCUCUAGUCGCCCCGCGGGGCCGGAGCAGCGGGGCGGACCCGCGGGGGAGGAGGCUGGGGACAGCAGCCGGAGACCAUUAUGGUCAGGGGUUUCAGAGAGGCCCUGGGGGCUUCAGUGAGAACUACAGCUGGAAAAUGCAGUUGACAUCCAACAGUACAAGGUUUGUCCAUCUGACUGAAAUGAAAAGCAGCAUGUCUGCUAUGAAGAGGCUAUACAGCACUUCACACACAACAGUGGAUUCAAAAGAGAUGAAAAAAUUCCAGCUUUUGGCACAUAGGUGGUGGGAUGAACAAGGAGAAUAUUCCGCCCUGCAUUCUCUGAAUGAUAUUAGAGUGCCUUUUAUUAGAGAUACUCUAUUGAACAUGAGUAGUGAUCAUCAGUUGGGAAGCCCUCUGUCCGGUGUAAAGAUUCUAGAUGUUGGCUGUGGUGGUGGAUUGUUAAGUGAACCUCUAGGUAGACUGGGAGCUUCAGUUACUGGAAUUGAUCCUCUGGAGGACAACAUUAGAACAGCAGAACAGCACAAGUCAUUUGAUCCAGUUCUAGCCAAGAGAAUACAGUACAAACCAUGUUCACUGGAGGAUAUUGUGGAAGAGGCUACAGAAACCUAUGAUGUAAUUAUUGCUUCUGAAGUAGUGGAGCAUGUGGCUGACCUAGAAACAUUUAUCAAGUACUGCUAUCAAGUAUUAAAACCUGAAGGCUCGUUAUUCAUUACUACAAUCAACAAAACACAGUUGUCCUAUAUAUUGGGGAUUGUAGUUGCAGAGAGAAUAAUGGGGAUUGUACCAGAAGGCACUCAUGACUGGGAGAAGUUUAUUUCACCUGAAGAGCUAGAAUGCCUGCUAGACUCAAAUGGCUUUUUAGUCAAGACAGUGAAUGGAAUGUCAUACAACCCCCUGUCAGGGUCCUGGAGUUGGACUGAAAGCACUAGCAUUAACUAUGCGGUGCAUGCCAUGAAAUCUAGGGUAAAAGAACAAUCAAGUUCAAGAGAGCCACCUUCAGAGACAGAUAAGGAGGCACACCCAGCCGAAGCUAGUGCCAGCACAACUAUCUGAGAUGCGGUAGUAGGCAAGCAGCAAGAGGUUGAAGGAAGAUUUGCAUACAUUAUUAUAAUAAAACUGUUUGCAACAAGUCUGCUGUUCAUAUAAAUGGCAGUUAAGAGGUUUUUGCCAAUCUGUUUCAAUGUAGUCUUGGGGGAGAACAAUUGUUAGUUCUCUCAGGAAUCAUGUAGGAUUAAGAUGGGCAAAGUGGAGAGAAGUUCUUUUAUGAGAAAAUAAUUUCAAAUCUUCAAAUUAUUCUGUCAGUUUUUGUGUACGAUGGCUUUUACAGUCCUACCAAGAAAACACAGGUUUCAGCAGGACUCCAGAGAGUAACGGUUGAUGCUGAGUUCAAUUUGAAGUCACUUUUAAAAAUGCAAUACACUGUGUAAAUAGAAGGGUUUAAGCAAUUUUUAAAUUAAACUACCCAAGUGCACUGUUCA